CAAAUUAAUCUGAGGACGAAACUGAAUUUUCUAGGUCUUAAAUGGCUUCGCUGAGGUUCUGGCUCUGCCUUGUGAUGUUUCUACUGGUGGUCUCGCGCAACGAAGCGAGGACCCCCAAGGCAUUGCCGAACGAUGGAGGCAGCGCAAUGAUGGAGAGCGCGAAACAAGUCUUGAAGGGUUUCAUGCAGAAGAAAGAGGAGACGGACUCGAAGCGGGUCGCGCCCGGAGGGCCUGAUCCGCACCAUCACUGAACCUGGUUUAGGAUGUUCCUCUCCGGAAGAAAAGGA
Messenger RNA from Rhodamnia argentea, 287 nucleotides. RefSeq names its product CLAVATA3/ESR (CLE)-related protein 1. The record is from RefSeq and is a predicted model, not a curated record. Lineage: Eukaryota; Viridiplantae; Streptophyta; Magnoliopsida; Myrtales; Myrtaceae. Bases 42 to 251 code for a protein of 69 amino acids. The transcript has a single exon.